This is a messenger RNA of Paramecium tetraurelia, 1221 nucleotides long. RefSeq lists its product as uncharacterized. Gene Ontology annotation, molecular function: protein binding. The transcript has 5 exons. The record is from RefSeq and is a predicted model, not a curated record. Lineage: Eukaryota; Ciliophora; Oligohymenophorea; Peniculida; Parameciidae.
AUGUAAUAAAAAUCUUCCACUUAUGUUAGAUAGGCCCUGACGCAAAUUGCUUUUGAAAUGGGAAAGCCCAUAUCUUUAGUAGAACCAUAUAUUGAGAUACUUGAGGAAAAUUGGUAUGAGACAAAGGAGUAAAUAAAAAUGAUGAAAUAGGAAAAUUUCGAUGAAUUUAAGAUUCCAAAGAGAAUUGGUCAACUAUUAAUGGAGUUUGUUCAAAGAGCUGAUGAUAUGAAAUAAAAUUGGCAAUUAGAAUUAACAAAAAUCAUUUCAGAAAUCUCAGAUUAGGAUUAACUUUUUAAAACAUUGGAAAUAAUUUUUAAAAUAAUUUCCAAUGUUAUAAUGAGCCCACUAAGUUAGGAUAAGCAAAAGAUAAAUAUCUGCUCUAAAACUCUUUAAAAUAACAUACUGAAAUACCCAUCUGCAUUAAAUUAUUUAAGUAAAUUGGGUUGGAAGAUUGAAGCAGAAUUUUUAUUGGUCGAAUAUAAAAUGGACAAUUAGAAUGACUGGAAAGAAGCCGUAGAAGAAUUAGUCAACUAUACUUAAAAAAAGUCAGGAUUCAAUCCACAGAAACCAUCAGUUCAUACGUCUUCAUAAAAUGUCUCAAUCACUUCAGAAUUGGCCAAAAGUGAAGGCUAUGAUGUUUAUUCCUUCUCUUAGAAGCUUGAGUAAUUACAUCAAAGAAGAUUUGAAAUUAUGAAUUAACCCAUUACUAAUAGAGAAAUCAAAGUGUUUAUUGGUAGGAAAUAACAAUCCCCUGUACAAUUGCAAUAACAAAUUCAAGGAUAGGAGGAUUAUGAAGAAGUCUAACCUUAGAAGGACCAAUAACUUUUAAAAUUUCUUUAAUAAGUUGCUUAAUCACUUGAAGAAUAGCAGUUUGCUUCUAAAAGAAAGAAGGAAUACGAAGAGCUUCUUAAUAAACCAAUAUUCUGCAAAACAGACAUUAGAGUCUAAUUUCCAAAUAGUAUGAUUGUUCAGGCUAUCUUUGGUCCCCUUGAAACUUUGUAAGCCUUGUAUGAUUUGAUAAAGGAUAUGUUAGUAAAUAGUAACCUUGAGUUCUAUUUGUAUACUUCCCCUCCUCCUCUGAGAAUGACAUAGAAGUACUUAAAACAAACUUUUGAUGAUUUAAGUUCGGUUCCAAAUGGGCUAUUUUAUUUUGGAGUUGAAAAGCAAACAUCUGAAUUCUAUUUGAAAGAGGAAUGGAUGAAAUAAGCUAAAGAAUUAUGA